This is a messenger RNA of Malassezia globosa CBS 7966, 345 nucleotides long. RefSeq lists its product as uncharacterized. Gene Ontology annotation, cellular component: Golgi apparatus. The transcript has 4 exons. The coding region runs from base 1 to 345 and encodes 114 amino acids. The record is from RefSeq and is a predicted model, not a curated record. NCBI's taxonomy places the organism in Eukaryota, Fungi, Basidiomycota, Malasseziomycetes, Malasseziales, Malasseziaceae.
AUGGCGAGCCAAGUGAUGGAGUAUGCGACGCAAGUUAUCGCACUACUUGCUAUUUACAGUCUUCUCUCGGAUCUCUUGCUCCUAAUUGCGCUGGUGAUCCUAGUCGGCGGUUUUACGGCUAUCAAUCGCUUUGCCCCUGAGCCCAUGCAGGUCGGUAACCAUGUCGUUACGCAGAAGAGCCUGUACGCGAUCCUGUUCGUCGUUGUCUUCGUGCUUCUAUGGUUCGCUCAGCCAUUCGCCCUUAUUUUCUGGCUCGUUGGUAGUAGCGCAUUGUUGAUCCUAGGACAUGCUGCGUUCAUCGAGCCACCUGUGUCGAGCGAAUAUGCUGGCGUUGAGUCUGUCUAA